AAAGCAAAUUACAGGUUGGAAACCAGAAUAUUUCAAAGGGGAGGUGAAAAGUUUGGAGCAGAGUGACUGCUGCAUAAUGAAGUGUCCAGUGAUCGCGUCCAGGCUGGGCCGAGAGAGUGUCCACUGCCGGCCCACAUUUCUGCAGGUCUCCCUGCCCCUACCCCUGGGAAGCACCAGUGGACAUACCCCGUGGCUGCUGUCCAUCGGAGGGGAGCCGGUGGCUUCUCUGGGGGACGCCAGCCUGAUGGGAUCAUCAACAGCACGAAUCAGCAUGGACGUCACCGCCACCACCCUCACCAUCCAGAGCCCAAGGCAAGACCUUGUCCAGAGGCAGGAGGUCAGUGGCGGGCAGCAGCCCUACCCGGCGGGGAGCCUCAAGGCGUGGCACCCUCGGGGAGGCCCCGGAGAGCAGUCUGCCGGCGCUCCACGUCAAGCGCUCCGCGUGGCAGAUGAGCGGCUCCUGCAAUCACGCGUUCAGCUCGUAGUCCUGAUCGUGGUGGCAGGAACUGUCAUCCCAGCCAGAGAUGGAGGUCUUGUUCACAUCCCAAAGCAGAGACUGGAUCUGGUCAAAAGAGGUUCCUACUUGGAGGAAAGCCUGAGCCUAAAAUUCCGGGUCCCCCAGUUCCUUACCUUCACAGUGACCGAAAACAGGGACUUUGCGGCGGUCGGUGUCCUGGCGGCUGGGGUGAUCCAGGUCCAGCAAUGCCAGGAGGCCCAAGGAGCUCUGGGGACGCAGGCUUUCUAUAGGGUGGUCCUGAGCCUGGGAUUUGCCGAGGUGGCCGCCCCCAUCCUCUGGUCGGCGGAGAGCUCCUUCCAGGGUGUGGGUGAGAGUCACGGCUUCCUCUUCCCCGGCCUGACAGGUCCCACACCCAACCCGGGUAAACGAUGGUGUCAGGCACACUGGUUGGAACUGGCCGGGGAGCAGGAGGGCUGCGGGGAGCUAGGUGGAGUCAAAUCUCAGGCCAUCUGUUACCCUAAGUGGCAGUCUAGGCCUGAGCAGAGCCCCGCCUAGCUACCAGGAAGUCCCCUCCUACUGGAAGUGUCACAGGGGGACGUGGCUGCCGACCAGCCCAUGCGGGGGCCCUGGCAGGCCAGCAAGGAGGUCCAGCCGUUGACAAAGCCCUUGGUGACCAGCCUGGCUGAAGAGGUGCUGUGUUCCCGCGGCUCCCCUGGAGAUCCCCAGGAAACAUCCUCCAGAGCAGAAGCUGGGGGGCCACCCAGGGAGGCCAGAGGGCACCUGGGCCUCUCAUUCCCAGAACCAAGUCAGGACCUGGAGGGGACUCACCCUCCUUGUGGGGAUGGAUGCCACAGCACUGCCCCAGUGGUGAAUACUUCCAAGCAACCUCAGAGCCUGUGGCCUCCCACGGACAUUUCCUCACCCAGCCUGGUCAACCUAGACCCUUUCACUGCUGGCCAGGGUACCCCCCGGCAGGAGCCAGCAGAGCCCACACUGGCAACCAGCCUUGAAAGGCACAGGCCUCCUGAGCUUCAGAACAUCAUGCAGGGGCUUCUGAGAGACCCCCUUGCUGGGAAUUGA
Balaenoptera acutorostrata (minke whale) is the source of this 1537-nucleotide messenger RNA. RefSeq names its product chromosome 1 C1orf127 homolog (gene CIROZ). Lineage: Eukaryota; Metazoa; Chordata; Mammalia; Artiodactyla; Balaenopteridae. Gene Ontology annotation, biological process: heart development. The record is from RefSeq and is a predicted model, not a curated record.